AUGCAGGAGGAAAAGUUCAAGGAAUUGCGGCACAUUGACGUGGCGAUGGAGGCGAUGGAGGACGGAUCGUUGGCUGGGCGUAGCAUCCACGAGGUGAAGGAUUUGAGUGUGUCAGAGCAACUCUACCUCUACGAGCGCACCAGACGCUUCAAGGAGCGCAAGCGCGAGGACUUUCAGGAUGCCCCACCUCUUUGCGAGGUGGUCGACGCUGAUGUGGAAGAGCGUGUGGAUAAUCCGGACUCCACGGUCUACCUCAUCUUUAUGGAGGGCUCCACGCGGACCCGAGAAUCCUUGCGGAACGCGGCCGUCUACCACGGAGUGAAGGUCAACGAGUUCCAGGCGGAAAGUUCUAGCUUCAAGAAGAACGAGACCAUCACCGACACCAUCAAGAUGUUGUCCGUCUAUUCCACGCAACGGAGCAUCUUCGUCAUCCGGAGCGCUUUGGAGGGCGUUUGCAGCUGGUUGAGAACUGCCAUGGGCGCACAUGCAAAGAGGAUGGGGGUCCCUACACCGUCCUUCGUGAAUGCGGGCGAUGGGCUCUUUACCCACCCCAUCGGCGAGUUCGUGGAUAUCUUUUCAUUGUUGGAGCACAACAAGUGGGACCGCUCGGCGGUGCAUUUGGCGUUGGUGGGGGAUCUGGCGCACGGACGCACCGCACAUAGCAAGGUCCAAGGGCUCAAGAUUUUCAAGAAGGUGCGAGUGGAUUUGGUGGCGCCCGAAAUCUUCGGCUACCCCGUGGAGUACACCGAUAGGAUGCGCGAGGCAGGCUUCGAAGUGAGGUGUUUCGGCUCCGUGGAGGAGUACUUGGAAAGAGCUGGAGAUGUCGCGGACGUUUGGUACUUCUACAAGCCUCAAUUCUCCAAGUGUGGGGCUCGCACCCCAGCUUCGCUUCGCUUCGGCCCGGAACGAAGCCACGGUCUUGUGGCCUAUGGCGUCUUUGGUGCACUGCAGGUGCUGACGCGCUUGUACUGGGGUUGGAGAACUUCUUCUCGCAUGAGGCAGAUGUUGAAGGAUAUGCCCGCGACCAACGGGAAGGGCCAUGAUCAGCCCGCCGGUUGGAUCGUGGACAACGUCGCCAACCUGGAACGGCAUCACGACUGGCGCCGGGAGAUUUGUGAGGGCGUUCCAAUCGCCAAACAAUUGGGCUUCAGUUGGUUUCCUGGGCCCUACUUGCUCCUCAUUAAUGAUCCGGCCAUCGUGCGGCACAUCCUGAAAGACGAGUUCAACAAGUACUCCAAGAGCGACACCACAGUCGAUCCCUUCUUCUUCUACUUGAAGGAGUUCUUGGGCGAUGGCAUUUUCAUCGUGAAGCAUGGAGUCGGGGCUGAGGACAGCGGCAAGGACUGGAACCAAAUGCGCAAGGUGUCCUCGCAAAUCUUUUCGAGAAAGAACUUCAACACCAAGAUGCAAGAGGUGUUUGUGUCGAAGUCGGAGCAGCUUCGGAAGUUUCUGCAGAAGCAGGGAGACAAGCCAGUGGACAUCCAGGCAUGUUUCUUCAACUUUACCUUCGAUAGCAUUAUGGACAUCUUCUUCGGCGAGCAGAGCAACACCGCAGAAGGUGUGCCCAACGUCUACGGCAAGGCUGGUUUGUUGAGGGUGUGUGUGUGUGUGUGUGUUUGUGCGCGGGUGUGUGUGUGUGUGUGUGUGUGUCUCUCAAAAGAAAUAACCGCGGAUUCCGUUCCCGAAUUCGGGCGACCCAGCUCAAAGACCAGCUGUGAAGUGUUUUCUUCGUGGAUUGCGAUUUGGAGGAUUCGUUGGCAACAAGCGAUCCACACGCCCAAAGCAGGCGUUUGA
Durusdinium trenchii is the source of this 1794-nucleotide messenger RNA. The record is from the annotation of a GenBank genome assembly. NCBI's taxonomy places the organism in Eukaryota, Dinophyceae, Suessiales, Symbiodiniaceae.